Mesitornis unicolor (brown roatelo) is the source of this 894-nucleotide messenger RNA. RefSeq names its product ras-related GTP-binding protein A. Lineage: Eukaryota; Metazoa; Chordata; Aves; Mesitornithiformes; Mesitornithidae. The coding region runs from base 1 to 894 and encodes 297 amino acids. Gene Ontology annotation, biological process: positive regulation of TOR signaling; cellular response to amino acid stimulus; regulation of autophagy. The transcript is spliced from 8 exons. The record is from RefSeq and is a predicted model, not a curated record. Gene Ontology annotation, molecular function: GTP binding; GTPase activity. Gene Ontology annotation, cellular component: nucleus; lysosome; Gtr1-Gtr2 GTPase complex.
AUGCCAAGCACAGCCAUGAAGAAAAAGGUGCUGCUGAUGGGUAAAAGUGGGUCUGGGAAGACCAGCAUGAGGUCCAUAAUCUUUGCAAACUACAUCGCCAGGGACACGCGGCGCCUGGGUGCCACAAUUGAUGUGGAGCACUCCCAUGUCAGAUUCCUUGGAAACCUGGUGCUGAACCUCUGGGACUGCGGAGGCCAGGACACCUUCAUGGAGAACUACUUCACCAGUCAGCGUGACAACAUCUUCCGCAACGUGGAAGUCCUCAUCUAUGUCUUCGAUGUGGAGAGCCGUGAGCUGGAGAAGGACAUGCACUACUACCAGUCCUGCUUGGAGGCCAUUCUGCAGAACUCUCCUGAUGCCAAGAUCUUCUGUCUGGUGCACAAGAUGGACUUGGUGCAGGAGGAUCAGCGGGAUUUGAUUUUUAAAGAGCGUGAGGAAGACUUGAAGCGCCUUUCCCGUCCCUUGGAGUGUGUUUGUUUUAGAACUUCCAUCUGGGAUGAAACACUUUACAAGGCCUGGUCCAGUAUAGUCUAUCAGCUGAUCCCCAAUGUCCAGCAGCUGGAGAUGAACCUGAGGAACUUUGCUCAGAUCAUCGAGGCAGACGAAGUGCUGCUGUUCGAGAGAGCCACUUUCCUGGUCAUUUCUCACUAUCAGUGCAAAGAACAGCGGGACGUCCACAGAUUCGAGAAAAUCAGCAACAUUAUUAAACAAUUCAAGCUUAGUUGCAGUAAGCUGGCAGCUUCUUUCCAGAGCAUGGAGGUCAGGAACUCUAACUUUGCUGCUUUCAUUGACAUCUUCACAUCAAACACAUACGUGAUGGUGGUUAUGUCAGACCCUUCCAUACGUAAGUUGAAGCAAAGCCUCUGGCUUGGUUUUGUUUGCAGGGACAAAUGA